CACCCCAAGACACACUCAUGGAAGACUCAGACUGUGACCAGGAAACCUGGCACGUCCGGUUCAGAACAUUUAGCAGCUCAGAGGAGUCCGACCCAUUCGAGGAUCUGAGGAGAUUCCGUGAACUCUGCCAUCUGUGGCUGAGGCCUGAUCUUCACACCAAGGAGCAGAUGAUGGACAGGCUGGUGCUGGAGCAGUUCAUGAUCUGCGUGCCCCUGGAGUGCCAGGUCCUGCUCAAAGAAAGUGAAGUGCAGAGUUGCAAAGCCCUGGAGGACGUGCUGAGAAAUAAGCAGAAACCCAAGAACUGGGUGAGUAGGACCUUAGUGAUGGGUGUGGGAGGAGGAGACACGUGCAAGCUGCAGGAAUCACAAGAUAGGACCUGUGGGUUUGGAUUUGUAUCAGUGAUUCCCAAACAGGUGAGAGAAGUUCACAGUUGGGCAAUUUGGGAGAUUCUUUGGUUGUCUCAACUCGAAGGCUGUCGAUCUUUUACACCAAAUGGGAGCUUCUAUCGUCAAUGCCAUUGGAUGCCUGAGAGUUACAUUCCAGGUCUUAUAGAGACUAAUCUUGAUUGA
This is a messenger RNA of Bubalus bubalis (water buffalo), 569 nucleotides long. RefSeq names its product zinc finger and SCAN domain-containing protein 5B-like. Lineage: Eukaryota; Metazoa; Chordata; Mammalia; Artiodactyla; Bovidae. The transcript has a single exon. The record is from RefSeq and is a predicted model, not a curated record. Bases 18 to 569 code for a protein of 183 amino acids.